Botrytis byssoidea is the source of this 714-nucleotide messenger RNA. RefSeq lists its product as uncharacterized. The transcript has 3 exons. The coding region runs from base 1 to 714 and encodes 237 amino acids. Gene Ontology annotation, molecular function: zinc ion binding. NCBI's taxonomy places the organism in Eukaryota, Fungi, Ascomycota, Leotiomycetes, Helotiales, Sclerotiniaceae. The record is from RefSeq and is a predicted model, not a curated record.
AUGGAAACCAAAUCACCUACAAAUAUAACUACGAAUACAGAUACAAAUCUUCCCUCAACACAAACAGCGCAUUCUGAUUUUUCAAUGGUGGUAGAGAAUCACAAUCACAAUCCUCAUACGGGUACUGAAACCGAAAUCGAAACCGAAAGUCGCAAUGGAGUAAAUACAAGCCAUUCGGAAAUCAAUGCUCACCCCCCUCCUCCUUCCUACAAUGCUCACGCCGAUCAGCAUUCGAGUGAGAAGAGGACGGUGGAGGAUAAUCAUCAUGGAAGUCAUGAGAAUAAUAGUAGUGAAACUCCUCCGCAAUUUCAGAUCCAUCCGGAAGUUAUGAAUGGGAAUGGAAAUGCGAAUGGGAAUACGAGUGUGAAUGGGGGAGGAAAAUAUGAAGGUCAAUCUCCGGCGCCUCUCACGUCGCUGCAGAAGGAAUCGAGAUUGGUGAGGUGUCCGAGGUGUAGGAUGUGUGAGUAUACGGCGGUGGAGUGGGUUAGUGGGGGGACUGCGGAUAUCUCAGCACUCCUCUGCUGUCUCUGUUUUUGUCUCCCGUGCGUACCGUAUCUCAUGACGAGCUUUAAGGAUGUACAUCAUAAAUGUGCGAAUUGUGGAUUUUUGGUUGCGGUUUGGAAAAGAAGUGGAAAGACGGAGGUGAGUGUUGCGGCUAGUGCCGCGGCUGCUUCUGGAAAUGCGGGUGGUGUGGGCAGUGCUGGAGGGAAGUAG